Messenger RNA from Nycticebus coucang (slow loris), 429 nucleotides. RefSeq names its product protein FAM183A-like. NCBI's taxonomy places the organism in Eukaryota, Metazoa, Chordata, Mammalia, Primates, Lorisidae. The transcript has 4 exons. The coding region runs from base 1 to 429 and encodes 142 amino acids. Gene Ontology annotation, cellular component: ciliary base. The record is from RefSeq and is a predicted model, not a curated record.
AUGGAGGGAUGCCAGAAGGAGAAGGUGGUCCCAGAUGAGGUUCAUCAAAACCAGAUAUUGCGGGAACAGUAUAUCAAAGAGCGUGGCACCCAGAAACUCUACACAGAGUAUUCCGUGAAUCCCCUUCGCAAGGUUCACCUGAACACAAGAAAGCCCAUGUCCUGGCAUGAUAAUGUGGAGGAACCUGAAGAUGCCAGGUUUAUCAAUCUUAUUCACCAUGCUGCCGAAGGACCAAAGAUGAAAUACCCAGAGGCACAAACUGAAAAUCAGGAGUAUGGAUGGCACUCUAAGCCCUUGGUCAACCCAGAACGGCAGGACCGCAGGCUGAAUCACUUCCGAGUCUACAAGGACAUCACUCUGUACAAGGCUAAAUUGUGGAGUCUGGGAGAAGAUGAUCUCCACAAAAAGUCUCUGAGCAAUGAUGUCUAA